CCACCAGACCAGAUAAACAAGCCGGCCUGUCAUUGUUGCUGCUUUCUGUAACUAGGAAGGGAACUCCCUUGGAUCCCUCCCAAGAGCUGGAAUUCUGAAGCACACAGACCAGUCUAGACUGGAGACCAGAUGAAGGCACUGUGCAGGGACUUGAUGAGGACUCUACUGAUGACCAUCCUGGCUGCAGGAUCCCUGGCUGCUCAGUUGGCUGAGGAUGCCUCAGAUCUCCUUCAGCACGUGAACUUCCAGUCCAGCAACUUCGAGACCAACCUGACAUGGGACAGUGGAACAGAGAAUGCCGUGGACACAGUCUACAGUGUUGAGUACAAGGAAUACGGAGAAAAAGACUGGCUGAUUAAGAAGGGCUGCCAGCAGAUCACCAGGAAGUUCUGCAACCUGACCAAGGAGACAAGCGAAUUCCGGAAACCCUACUAUGCCAAAGUCACCGCCAUCAGCACAGGAGGCCGGUCAGUCAGCAAGAUGACACCGAGGUUCAUAUCUCUGGCACAGACUAACAUAAAUCCACCUGAUGUGACAUGUAUCCCCAAGGUGAGAUCCAUCCAGAUGGUUGUUCAUCCUUCCUUUACACCUGUGCACUCAGGUGUAAAACAGUUAACCUUGGAGGACAUCUAUGAUGAUCUGUGUUACCAUUUAGAGCUCAGUGUCAACCACACCUACAAAAUGACUCAGUCCCUUGAAGGGAAGCAGAGAGAAUAUGAGUUCACUGAACUGACCCCUGACACAGAAUUCAGUGGGACUGUCACAAUUAUGGUUCCCAGCUUGUCCAAAAAGAGCUCCCCCUAUGUGUGCCGAGUGAAAACACUGCCUGACCCGGCAUGGACCUACUCCUUCUCAGGUGCCUUCCUGUUCUUCAUGGGUUUUCUGGUUGCAGUGCUCUGCUACCUAAGCUAUAGAUAUGUCACCAAGCCACCUUCACCUCCCAACUCCCUGAACAUCCAGCCUGUGCUGACCUUCCAGCCUCUGCGGUUCAUCCAGGAGCAUGUCCUGAUCCCUGUCUUUGAGCUCAGCAGCUCCAGCAAUUUGGCACAGCCGGUCCAGUAUUCCCAAGUUCAGGUCUCUCUGCCCAGGGAGCCCCUGGGAGCCCCACAGCUGCACAGCCUGUCUGAGACCACCUACCUUGGGCAGUUGGACAGCUCUAUCCUUCAGCCUGCCAGAAUGCCACCUCACCAGACCCUGUCCUCACUGUCCUAUGCCCCCCAAGCUGCCACUGAGGUCAGCCCCCCAUCCUAUGCACCUCAGGUAACCUCCAAAGCUAAGCCCUCAUUCUACAAGCCACAGCCCCAUCCUGAAGUACAGCCUCCUUCCUACAUGCCUCAGGCCACUCUGGACACCUGGCCUCCUUCCUAUGGGGUGUGCAUGGAAGGUUCUGGCACAGACUCUCCACCUAUGACACUCUGCAGUCCCAAACACCUUGGGUCUGAAGGUCAGCUUUUGCAAGAAGCACCUGCAGGCAGCUACGUUCCAGGUGGCCCUUCUCUGAAGGAGGUAAGUUAUCUGGCUUCAGAAGAGCUCCAAGAAGCAAAAUUCUCCUACCGGCAUCUGGAAAGUCACAAGGAUCCAAAUCUGUUACAUAGAGAGGAUCCAGGGACUCCGGACUACCUAAAGGGCCAGCUGCCUCUCCUCUCUUCUGUCCAGAUCGAAGGCCAGCCCAUGUCCCUCCUUCCGCAGACUGCUUCCCUCCCAUGUUCCCCCACAAACCAGGGUCCAAGUUCCUGGGGCCUACUUGACUCCAUCAUGUGUCCCAAGGAUGAGGGGCUAGUGUCCGAAACUAAAGCCAAGAGUCUAGACUGUCAGGACUCAGAAGUAGAGCCACAAGCAGAGGUGGACUUUGUUUUCAGAGACCUGGCAUUGACUGUGCAGUGGGAAUCCUGAGCAGAGAACUGGGCAGGGCCAGGGCUCCCUCUCUGCAUCCACCCAGCCUCACAACUAUGACUGGCACAACCACAACCAACCAUGCAGCCCUCUAAGCCUAGCCCUUGUUGAGUGCCCUUGAGCAAAAGAGGUCCCUGGUCCCUGCCAAGGGUGAGUGUUCAUGGGAGGAACAGGCCCAGAAAGGCCUCCAGCCAGAGGAGCCGUAGGCAGGCAUCGUGUGUAUGUGCUUGAGCUUAUGCAAUGAGCUCAUGUGUGCAGAAC
Molecule: messenger RNA, 2154 nt
Organism: Erinaceus europaeus (western European hedgehog)
Lineage: Eukaryota; Metazoa; Chordata; Mammalia; Eulipotyphla; Erinaceidae
Gene: IL22RA1
Product: interleukin 22 receptor subunit alpha 1
Exons: 8
Coding region: 130-1893 (587 amino acids)
Molecular function (GO): protein binding
Source: RefSeq, a predicted model, not a curated record